AUGGCGUCCUUUCCACCAAAAACCCCGUUGAUUAUGAUCAUCGGCGCAACCGGCACUGGCAAGUCAAAGUUGGCUGUAGAAUUAGCCACUCGAUUCAAUGGCGAGGUCAUCAACUGCGACGCGAUGCAAAUGUACAAGGGACUUCCGAUCAUCACCAACAAAAUCCCAGAGGCCGAACGGAAUGAGAUUCCCCAUCACCUGCUCGACUUCAUCGGCCUCAAGGAGAAACUCUGGACGGUUCAGCAGUUUGUCAAGGAGAGCUCCCGCAUUAUCGAUGAGAUUCGAGCCAGAGGCCGGCUUCCUAUCGUAGUAGGCGGGACAAUUUACUACACGUUUUCUUUGCUCUUUGAGGAUGCUCUCCUUGCUCCCCAACAGGACAAGCACCGGCCAGAGCCUGAUGCAACAGACAACAACGAAGAGUUUCCCAUCUUGUCGGCGUCUACAGAGGAGAUUCUGGCAAAGCUCCAGGAGGUGGAUCCUGAAAUGGCGAAGAGAUGGCAUCCAAACGACCGGAACAAGAUCCGGCGGUCUCUGCAGAUAUAUUUGCAAAGUGGCAAAAAAGCCUCGGACAUUUACGCUGAACAGCGUCAAGCUGCACUAGACGCUGACAGUGACGCCCUGGGUGAGCGUCAAAUGAACCUGCGUCAUCCCAGCCUGCUCUUAUGGUUGGAAGCCGACGAUGCUGUACUGAAGCAGAGGCUGAAUGACCGGGUUGAUGCCAUGGUGCUAAGUGGGCUGUGCAACGAGGUGUUGCAGAUGGCAAACUUGGAAGAGGAAUUGAAACAGGAGGUAGGGCCGGUUGACCUCGCCGGUGGUAUCUGGCAAUCGAUCGGUUAUAAAGAAAUGAAGCCCUGGCUUGAGUUGCAUCAAGGACGGGAUGCCGAUCCUGCCAAAGUGAUGCUAGCAGAGCGUGAGGGUAUAGACGCCAUUAAAGCAAGCACCAGGCGCUAUGCAAAGCGUCAGAAUCGGUUUGUUAGAAUUCGGCUGGCAAAAGCAUUGAAAUCUUCCCGAAAGCUUGAUCGGCUAUUCCUUCUUGACUGUACCGAUCUGGCCAGCUGGGGCACCACAGUGGCAGCGCCUGCACAAGCCCUUGUGAACGCAUUCCUCAAAGGAGAUGAGCUGCCGGAGGCGAAGUCUGUCUGCUCCAUGGCGGAGAGAGUACUCUCACAGAUCGAGGAGGACGAUUUCGAUGAUGUGCGCGAAGCCAGGACUUGCCAAGUGUGCCAAAAGACACUCAUGACGGAGAAAGAAUGGCGAGUACAUCUUGCUAGUCGCAGCCACAAGAAACUCGUCGCGUGGCGCCGUAACCGGGAGUCGAUACCGGUCAAGGAAGGAGAUGGAAACCAAGAGGUCCAGAUACCGACUUCUCCAGGCUGA
Molecule: messenger RNA, 1377 nt
Organism: Fonsecaea nubica
Lineage: Eukaryota; Fungi; Ascomycota; Eurotiomycetes; Chaetothyriales; Herpotrichiellaceae
Exons: 2
Coding region: 1-1377 (458 amino acids)
Biological process (GO): tRNA modification
Cellular component (GO): mitochondrion
Molecular function (GO): ATP binding; tRNA dimethylallyltransferase activity
Source: RefSeq, a predicted model, not a curated record